Messenger RNA from Capra hircus (goat), 1020 nucleotides. RefSeq names its product epidermal growth factor-like protein 6. The record is from RefSeq and is a predicted model, not a curated record. Gene Ontology annotation, cellular component: membrane. Lineage: Eukaryota; Metazoa; Chordata; Mammalia; Artiodactyla; Bovidae. Gene Ontology annotation, molecular function: calcium ion binding.
AUGCUGAAACUAAAGCUAGAAAGUGACAAACAUUAUGCGAGAUAUAUAAAUGAAUGUGCUGCAAAUACCCACGCGUGCAGCCUCCAUGCCAAUUGCCUCAAUACCCAAGGGUCCUUCAAGUGCAAGUGCAAGCAGGGGUAUAAAGGCAGCGGACUGCAGUGCGCCCUUAUCCCCGAAAAUUCUGUGAAAGAAUUCCUCAGAGCACCUGGUACCAUCAAGGACAGAAUUAAGAAGUUGCUUGCUCACAAGAAUAACAUGAGAAAGAAGAUAAAAAUGAAAAACAUCGCAGAACCCAGAGGGACGCCCACCCCAAAGGUUGACUCGGAGCCCUUCAGCUCUGAAGAGAGCAUUUCCAGAGAUGGGAACCCUCACAGAGAAAAGAAGAGGAAUGGAUACAGAAAAAAAGAAAGGCUGGAGGAUGAGAACAUAGAUGAGAACCAUGUGGAGCAGGAGCAAAGCCUUCGUGGAGAUGUAUUUUCCUCUAAGGUGAAUGAAGCGAGUGAAGUUGAUCUGGUUCUGGUGCAAAGAAAAACUACAUCAUCCCAUCUGAAACACAAAGUUGACUGCACCUUUGACCGUGGCGUCUGUGACUGGAAACAGGAUAUAGAAGAUGAUUUCGACUGGAAUCCUGCAGACAGAGAUAAUGCUCUUGGCUACUAUAUGGCUGUUUCAGCCCUGAGAGGUCAGAAGAAGGACAUCGGCCGUUUGAAACUUCUCCUCCCCAACCUGCGACCCCACAGUAACUUCUGUUUGCUCUUUCAUUACCGGCUGGCUGGACACAAAGUAGGGAAGCUUAGAGUGUUUGUAAAAAAUAGUAACAAUGCUGCCUGGGAGAAAACCAGGAGCACCAAUGAACAGUGGAGGAUGGGGAAAAUUCAGCUGUAUCACGGAAUUGAUACUCCCAAAAGCAUCAUUUUUGAAGCUGAAUGUGGCAAGGGCAAGACUGGAGAAAUUGCAGUGGACGACGUCUUGCUGGUUUCAGGCUUAUGUCUAGAUGGCCUUUUACCUGUGGAUGGUUGA